Messenger RNA from Colias croceus (clouded yellow), 1615 nucleotides. RefSeq names its product PAT complex subunit CCDC47. Gene Ontology annotation, cellular component: endoplasmic reticulum. The record is from RefSeq and is a predicted model, not a curated record. Bases 158 to 1549 code for a protein of 463 amino acids. Gene Ontology annotation, biological process: endoplasmic reticulum calcium ion homeostasis. NCBI's taxonomy places the organism in Eukaryota, Metazoa, Arthropoda, Insecta, Lepidoptera, Pieridae. The transcript has 11 exons. Gene Ontology annotation, molecular function: calcium ion binding.
AAAUCACAAUUCACAUUGUCAUUUCUGCUGUGUAAUAAAAAUAGAGAUUAGGGUAAUAUUCUGUAGGUACAUUUAGUUUAUUUUUAAUAUAAAUAAAUGAACUGAUAGCUUCUAAUUAAGUAUAUAAGUUAUUUAUGCAGUGUUGAAAAUAAGUAAGAUGCGUCUUGCACUAUUUUCCAUAGUGCUUCUUGCUAGUGGUCUAUGUCUAGCACAUGCUUAUGAAGACACCACGCUGGAAGACGAUGAUUUCGCUGAGUUUGAGCAGUUUGAUGCUGAUGAUGAUACACCAAUUGUCGAUUUAAAUGAAGAUGAUGUUCCAGUCAAGCCAAAGAUAGUUUCUAAAGAACCUGUAGUUUCCAAUGAUGAGAUAGAGGAUGAUAUGGUUGUAGAGGAUGAGGAUAAUGAAUUUGAACACUUCCAAGAUCCGGAAGAGUUUGAAGGUUUCCAAGACAGCAUUCCUAAAACCUCUGAACAACCUAAGAUCACAAUAUCCAAGGUUCCUGUGGUAGUUAGGCCAAGAUGGGAUGCCUAUUGGCUUGAAGGCAUUCUCUGCUGUAUGUUGGCUGCAUAUGCACUAGCAUAUGCCGUGGGACGUGCUAAGAACACCUCUAUCGCUACCAAUUUCCUGAAACUGCAUAAACCACUGCUUGAUGAUAAUUUUACUCUAGUCGGUGAGACAGGUCUAGAUGUAGUAGCGGCUAGCGACGAGCGCGGGUGGCGCCGGGAGGCGGAGCACUGCUUCACCAUGUGGUGCAGCGGCCGACAGUGCUGCGAGGGGAUGCUGCUCACACUUAAGCUUAUCAAGAGGCAAGAUCUAGUCCACGUCCUGUUGGGUGUGGUCCGUCCCAGUCCGGACACGUUGCACAUACGAGUGGAGCUCGGCAAAGACGACAGCGACCCGUUCGUGCUGUGUAUCGCGCAGAAGAAGGUGGGCACACGACUCGCUAAGGAGAUGCAGGAUUUGAGCAUGUUCUGCCCGGAGCGGCGGCCGGGCGACAAGCACGGUCUGCCCGGCAGCAUGUGCGUGAUGUCCGAGUGCGCGGAGGCGACUGGCGCGCUACUGGACUCGCGCGUGCUCGCCGCGCUCGAGCGGUACCACAAGCACGUGCAGUUCAUACACGUGUCGGAUAAGUACUGCGGGCCGAAGCAGAUGGAAGAGACAACAGUGACCAAACCGCCGGACACAGAGAAGGUGAUGCUUAUCAGCCUCGCGCUCGGUCCAGAUGGAGGUGGUGAGGAAGUUAGACCCUUGCUGCUCCUGGUCUUCUAUCUGUUGGAUAAGAUUAAGCGGCUGCAUUUGAGCAAGGAGGCACUAGCAAAAUGCGAGAAGCGUCGUCAGAAGGCCACCGAGAUAUGGAUGCGCGGCGCACACGCGGCAAGACAAGAAUUGGCUGCACAGAAGAAAGAAGAAAAGAGAAAGCAAGAGAAGGAGAGGAUUAUGGCGGAAAACGAUCCAGAGAAACAACGCCGCUGGGAGUUGAAGGAGCAGAAGCGUCAGGCCAAACGCAAGGCGCCGAAAAUGAAGCAACUUAAAGUGAAAGCAAUGUAAACUUACCUCAGAGCAAUAAAUUCAAUACAUAUUAUUUACAGCGAUUUUGUUAAUUUAUAUCUAAGU